This is a messenger RNA of Solea senegalensis (Senegalese sole), 2026 nucleotides long. Its product is annotated as S-adenosylmethionine synthase-like. The record is from RefSeq and is a predicted model, not a curated record. The transcript is spliced from 9 exons. Lineage: Eukaryota; Metazoa; Chordata; Actinopteri; Pleuronectiformes; Soleidae. Gene Ontology annotation, cellular component: cytosol. Bases 228 to 1418 code for a protein of 396 amino acids. Gene Ontology annotation, biological process: S-adenosylmethionine biosynthetic process. Gene Ontology annotation, molecular function: methionine adenosyltransferase activity; ATP binding.
UGUGAUUGUGUGUGUGUGUGUGUGUGAGCAUGUUGUCUUUGCCUAAUGUUGUGCAGAGUUAUUCAGCCGCUCUUGCCUUGGCACUGUGAGAUUAGUCUGCAGCCGCCACUAGUUUGCCCUUGUUGUGACAAGAAAUCCAUCCUGUGCAAGAGCUAGAUUCUCUGCAUCGACCAUCUCUGCCCCGUGUUCCAUCGAGUCAGGCAGCUUUUAAAAGAGAGGGGGACAAAAUGAAUGGAAGUGUGGAUGUGAACUACGAGCAGCAGGCUCUCCAGGAAGGCUCCUUCAUGUUUACUUCAGAGUCUGUGGGAGAGGGACAUCCUGAUAAGAUUUGUGAUCAGAUCAGUGAUGCAGUGCUGGAUGCUCACCUGAGACAAGACCCUGAUGCCAAAGUGGCCUGUGAGACGGUGUGUAAGACGGGCAUGGUGCUGCUCUGCGGUGAGAUCACAUCCACGGCUAACGUGGACUACCAGAAGGUGGUGAGAGACACCAUCAGAUACAUCGGCUAUGACAACUCAAGUAAAGGUUUUGAUUAUAAGACCUGUAAUGUGCUGGUGGCCCUGGAGCAGCAGUCUCCUGAUAUUGCACAGGGAGUUCAUGUGGACCGUCUGGAGAGUGACAUUGGAGCUGGAGACCAGGGUCUGAUGUUUGGAUACGCCACAGAUGAGACAGAGGAGUGCAUGCCUCUCACCAUAGUCCUCGCCCACAAACUCAACGCUAAGAUCGCCGAGCUGAGACGAAACGGGACAGUGCCCUGGCUCCGGCCAGACUCCAAGACACAGGUGACCGUUCACUACGUGCAGGAAAACGGCGCCGUGAUCCCCAAGAGGGUCCACACGGUGGUGAUCUCGGCGCAGCACGAUGACAACGUGAGCCUGGAGGAGCAGAAGAAGGUCCUGAAAGAGAAGGUCAUCAAAGCUGUGAUCCCAGCGCGGUACCUGGACGAGGACACCGUCUAUCACCUGCAGCCCAGUGGGCGCUUUGUGAUCGGCGGACCUCAAGGUGACGCUGGAGUGACGGGCAGGAAGAUCGUCGUUGACACGUAUGGGGGCUGGGGGGCCCAUGGCGGCGGGGCCUUCUCCGGGAAGGACUACACCAAGGUUGAUCGCUCGGCUGCCUACGCUGCCCGUUGGGUGGCAAAGUCCCUGGUAAAGGCCAAACUGUGCAGGAGGGUUCUGGUGCAGGUGUCGUACGCCAUUGGAGUCGCUCAUCCUCUGUCCAUCUCCCUGUUCACCUUCGGCUCCUCGCAGAAGAGCGAGAAGGAGCUGCUGCAGAUUGUCAAUAAAAACUUUGACCUCAGACCCGGCGUCAUCGUCAGGGACCUGAACAUGAAGAGACCAAUCUACCAGAAGACGGCGUGCUACGGACACUUUGGCAGGAAGGAGUUUCCCUGGGAGAUCCCAAAGAACCUCAACUUCUAGUCAAUGUACCUGUGUGUGUGUUUGGAGCCACAGGAGAAAGGCAGCUGCCUGUGUAGAGGGAUGAUGGUGAGAGUUGCCAUCAGUUAUGACUUCAUAGUCCCUCAACAGGAAAUAUGCAGAGUACAAUAACAUUGCCUGCAGUUUAUUUGACCCAUAAAUCAGUUUAAAAAAGUUGAUGUCUGUGACCUUCUGUCCUGAUAUGAACGAGUGACACAAUAUUUUAGGGAAAACAGCCAUAAUCACAGGUGUGACAAGCGACAUCUGAGGCACUUUUAGAACAUUCAUUCUCUCAUGACAGUUUGUGUACAUUAUAGCCAUUUCAGAACCACAGCAAUGCCUUAGGAUUGGUGUAAUAAUCUAGACUUUUGUUACUGCAUUAUCAUUAAAUAAGCAGAUAAAGAAGUGACUCAUGAGUCGUGAACAAAACCUAAAAAACCCUGGUAUUUGUUAUUAAAAGAGAUUAUAACAAAGUCCCGUGUUUUACCAAAGAAGGCGACAAAUCAAAUAUUGGAUUUUGUGUCAUUCAAACUCUACUUUCUCACUAGUUCUGUAAAACUAUGUACGUAUAUGUAUAAAAUCUUUCAACAAUAAAACCUUUUCAGAACAGA